UUCUGUUCGUCGUCACUUCAGGAGGAGAUCAGGACUGUGGAGAGUUCGAGGAUACGUACCUGGUGGUCUUCAUGUCGACAUUGCUCCAGAUGCGGAUGUGGGACUGAUUGGACGUGCCACGUGGCACAUUGAGGAUACUCGGAUACUCGUUCAGACUAUUGAUUGUUGAGGUGGCAGUAGAGGAGGGAGCCCAAAGCAGGAGUGAGCAUUUUACUUCCUCUCCUUUGUCUCUUCUCCCUCCUCUCUCUUCGUCUGUGUAUGAUAUCUCACCUCACUCUGUCAGGUCACAAUUUUUGACUAGUAAUCAUCAGCCGAUGGACAUUUAUCUGGACUUGCAUUGUUGACAACUGUCUCACGAUCUGGGUUCAUUACAGUUUGGUAUCGGAGCUAAUCUCCUGACGACGACAUUUGUAUAUGGGUAGGCGCCAGGUGGCGCACAGGUAAGUAAGGUUGAGUAGGUGAUGGCGUGGCAAGGGAUACGCUGGGGAUAUUGACGUGGCACAUACCUCUUUGGCAAGAAGACAUUGCCGGGGAUUGCUGACGAAGUACAGAUUCACUGGCAAGAAGACCUGACCGGAGCAGUUGACGAAGUACAGGUUCUGCUGGCAAGAAGACAUCCCUACCAGGCUGCUGACGUGGCAGUAGGGAUCGCAACAAGGGAUACCGCACGCCAGCCAGGAUCGCGAUAGUGACGUGGCAUCGUGAUCCCAUGCUGACGUGGCACACAUCGUGCUGCAUCUGAAGACCCUGUUGAUUGCUGAUGUGGCACUCAUUGUGCUGCUGACACGACAGGGUCUACUGCAGAUGCUGACGUGGCCUGGAGGAAAGAUUAAUUGCUGACGUGGCACGAGCAGGUCAUCACACUUGUCUGAUGAGGUGGUGUCUGCCUGCUGACGUGGCAUUGAACUCCUUGGCUGACGUAGCAUAAUCUGACUGGCUGGAUCAGCGACGGUACCUCGCGUGACGCUUGAAAGAGGCACGUGGCGAGGAUUGGACUACACACUUGCUGACGUGGCAUCCCAUUAUUGACAAACUGGACCUAGUGCUGAUGUGGCAACAUUUGCUAUGUUGGCACUCCAGGGGUGACAUGUGGCAGGCAGGAUGCUGCCAAGUAAGAGGUGCUUUCUUUAGACGACGGCGGUACAGCUGACUGGACAGCUUAUACAGCUGUAGUGCCAGCUGUCAGAAGGAUUGCGUGAUCGCAUUGACAUCAAGAAGACACAGCAGACUGAUGAAGGUUGCUGACAAACUGUUUGUGAGUGUUGUUGGCAUACUCACAUGUUGUUGCUGUUUGCGUACUUACUUGUGUGUUGUGUUGUUCACACGGGCCUGACGCGGUACCUGUACAGUCUUGCUUAGGACAUCAUCACACGAACAGACAAAAGAACAGCAAUAGUCAGAAAUAGAAAUAAUUGUAUUUGAUUAUUUCCUUCAGUGAUUAGAAAUCUUGCUGUUGUAGAUCAGUGCGGCCGUGGAAUUUAUUUUUGUUAUUAAGUAUUAUUGUGCGGCAGACGCACAUCACAAUGUCUCAUUUCUGGAAUUGUCUGAAAUUGUCGGUACGUGCCCAGUUUGAUUUGAAAGCAAUUCAUGAUGCUAUCGAAUCAGCUGAGACUGGCACCAACGUCUUGAAGGUUCAGAAUGAACUCAUCAAGUGUCGUCAGACACUUGAUAAGAUUAUUGUGGAACAACUUGCAAAGAUCUCGGAACAGAAGGAAGAGAAAGAAGUUGAUGUGACUGAAGAAACCGUGGAUGAGAACAUCAGACAAUUGGAAGAAGCAUUUGAGAAAGAAAAGCAGAGGAAACAAGAAAUGAGAAGGCGUAAAGAAAGAAAUGUACAGCAAGAACAAAAAGUGGAAAAAGUUAGACAAACUGUCAUUCACACUGAAGGGGAAAAACAGGCAAUUUCUUUGGCCCAGCUUGUGAAUUACCUUGCCCACUUGGAAAUGAAAAUAGAUCAGUUUGGUGACCGGAUGCAGUCCCAAAUUGAUGACGUGGCCUCAGAACUCCGGACAGUCACGAAUUUGGUCAAGGGAAAGGAACAGGUCAAGGAAGAAAAGACUAAAAAGCCAGAGAAACUCAUGGGAGACGCCAUGAAGUCUCUCAAGGUAGAAACAGAGAAGACAGAAGAUAAAUCAGAAACAAAGAAAGGGGAGCCUUCGAGUCCGCCGUCUUCUCCACCAAGCUUCCCUCCUUCCUCUCCACCUACAAAGUCUCCUUCUCCGAAGUCACAGGACAAAGUAACCACAGAACCGGAGAAACCCAAGAAGAAGGAGAAAGUUAAGAAGAAAUUGCCUUUCACGUUUUGUAAUAAGAAAGACGAAAAUCUGCUUUUGUGGAUCACAAAGAUUCAAACGUACUGUAGCACGGCCCUUGUCGAACCCGAAUCCCAGGUUGCACUCUCUACCUCUUGCCUUGGUGGGGAAGCUAAGGAGUGGGUUUUGGCCGAAGCCAAUGCCGCAGGGUUCGAUGACAUCGGGGAGUGGGCUGGAACCUUGAACCUCAAACAGUUCCUUGGGAAGAUCAAGGAACGGUUUUUGGACAAAACGACGGCCGAUAAGGCCUUUGACCAGCUCACCACGAUUGGUCAAAGACAUUGGACCUCUGUGGAAUCGUUAUCUCAGGAAGUUGAUCGGUUGCUGCAGGUUCCAGGACUGAACCUACAAGACAACCAGGUCUUGUACAUCUAUUCCCGUGCUCUGCCCGAGCCCAUUCGUGGACAACUCGUGGCAGAGUCCAAGUCUGGUAAAUAUAAUUAUAGGCAGUUUCGGGAUUUGGCUCUUCAACGAGUGCAAAUGACGUCGCAGGGGAAUGCGACGAAGGCCGCUCGUCAUGUCACGCAGCCCAAGUACUACAGGCUUGCGGGGAUGAGAGUUAUCGCGGACGUCUGGAAAAACACGGGGUACACGUUCGCGGACAAGACUGCUCAGCGGGUCCAGAGGUGGUUGGCAGACGAGGGGAUGCGGGAUACGAGAACGACCACGGGUGGGCAGCGGCCAUGGGCAGACGAGGCUGAGAGGGAGGAGAUGCAGGACUUCCUCGAUGAGCAGGAGGGGGGCGAGGGCGGGUUAGAGCGGGCUAGGAGGGAGAAGAGGAAAGUGUGGGAGGAGGACGUUGACGUGCGUGACACGGCGAGGGAGAAGAGGGCAUGUCAGACGACGAUUGACGAGAUGUACGCGAAGGAGAAGUUGAGCGAGUUCACCGACGCGUGGCUGCAGUGGAUCUACGCGAAGGGGUUGUCGUUCAACGCCUCUAGAGGGUCGGAGUUCCAGAGGGUGCGUCAGGCGGUGGAGAGAGUCCCCCGCAACGUUCGCUUUCAGUUUUCCUCCUACAGGGUUACAGCGGGCGCAGGAAUCCCUUCGCAGAGGGGGAAGGUGGCGACGAUGGUGAGCGAGGUGCGGUCGGCUUUCCGGCACACUGAUGCCACCAUCCUCUCCGACGGAAGGAAGUCGCGUAGCAGCAAGCCGCUCGUGAACUUCCUGGCCGGGGGCGCCAACGACGCCCUGCUAUAUGCGACCGUCGCACGUGACGGGUCAGUCCCUGACACGGCGGAUGUCGUGUAUCGCAGGUGGCGGGCCAUCAUCUUGUCCUUUCCUGCAAAGGACGUGAUCGGCUUCUGCAUGGAUUCCACCAGUAACUAUACGGAGGCCACUCGUAGAUUCGCCACUGACCCCGACGCAGACAUCAGAAGGAUCACUUGGCUUCCCUACUCCACCCACGUCUGCAACUUGAUGUUGUCAGACGUCGGGACGCGAGUGGGGUGGGUCAAGGAGACCAUCAUCCGUGCCCGAGCGUUAGCACAGUGGGUUCAGCAGCAGAUCCGCGACGACGAGUUCUGGCGAAGCGUUGACUGUGCCAUCCACGUUAUGUCGCCCAUCAACCAGCGCUUGAGGAGGAUGGAUAGAGGGGGGAUGAUGAUGUCCAUCGUUUAUGAGUGGAGUCGGCAUCUUCUCGAGUUGAUGAGGAGGGUGGAUGUGCCGGUUGACAUGGUCGAGCCGUGCGUGCGCGAGGACGUGUUCGGCAAGAGGGCGGCGGAGCUACGGCCGUGGCCGGAGCAGACUCCGGACGCUGAUGCGGACGACGACACGUCGGACGACCAGUGGACGGACGAUGAUGACGCUUCCGUCAGCGGCGACGCGAUGACGGAGCGGGCGUAUUUCACUUACGGCGGAGGACCUGACGGCAUGGCUCCACACACAUUCGUCAUCAUUAACGAUGUGCUGUCCGGUGGUCAGAUGGGCAGACGUUGGGAGGUUAGGAGCGACAGCGAGCUGGAGGGGGAGGAGGAGGAGGAGGAGGUGCCCCUUCGGGAUCGUCGGUUCUCUCCCUCUCAUCAUCGGAGUACGGGACCGCCCAAGCCUACCAGGCCGAGGACGAGGUCGGCAUCGGCAGCGGAGAGACAACGGACACCAGCGACCGAGCACCGUGAGGGGGCUGGGCUUGCGGACAUUCCAGAGUUGGAGAGGACUCCAUCCUGCGCCGGUGUCCGCCACCGCUUGCCGUCCGAGCUGCGUACCGACGACUUCUACGUCGUCGGCUCUGGCGGGGGCUUGGGGGAUUUCAGUGCCCCGAGACAGGGGGGUGCCUCGCUGUUGGACGUGUGUAUCGACGAUUCAGAUGUGCGGGACCAUGUAGAGAGCGAGGAGGAGCGGGAUGCCUGGGUGGACAGAGAGGAGGAGGAGCGGUUGGGGACAUUGUCGGGAUGGGAGGGUCGUUUCGCGUAUAUGGAGGAGCAACGCCGACUGAGGGAGUUGGAGACAGGGGGGGUGGCGGCGGUGACGGCGGCGACGUGGGUUUUGGUGGGGAGGCUGAUGCGGGGGCGGCCCGACAGGGUGUCCCCACGGGUGUUGAGGGAGAUGGUGUCGCUGUGGGACGAGGAGGGGUCCGACCACGGAGGCAAAGACGAUGGCGACCACGGCAACCACGGCAACGAGCGCGACCACAGCGACGACGACGACGACGGUGGCGACGACGGUGGCGACGACGGCGACGACGUGGGUUUUGGUGGGGAGGCUGGUGCGGGGGCGGCCCGACAGGGUGUCCCCAAGGGUGUUGAGGGAGAUGGUGUCGCUGUGGGUGGUGGAGGGGAGGGUGGACCCAGCCGAGAUGCAGGCCGCUACGAUGGCGGCGAGGACGAGGACGAGGAGGGGUCCGACCACGGAGGCAAAGACGAUGGCGACCACGGCAACCACGGCGACGACCGCGACCACAACGACGACGGCGACGACGGUGGCGACGACGGUGGCGACGACGAUGGCGACGGCGGCGACGACGACGAUGAUGCUCAUCGCCGGGUCUCGGACCGGAUGAGGGCGGAUUACGACGUCGGGAGGGGCGUCUUCGCAGGUAGUUUGUCACCACGGUUUCAGGUUGCGGGCAGCUGCGAGGGUGGCUCCGGACGUCCGAGUCUUCAUACGGCAGGCCGCAUGCUCGGUUUGUCUCGAUCAGCGACAAGGAGAGUUUUGAUCCCACCGCCGAUUCCGGCCCCAGGGACAGCUGCGGACAUGCAGCAGGGUCAACAUUACACAUCCGGCGAGGAGGGGUUGCUGAUGCGUCGUGGGACUAGACGGCAUAGCACUUUCAUGGACGUCGAGGCUCGACUCGCAGCGGAGAUCGCCGCCAGCCAGGCAGCAUUGGAAGCGAUUCAGAGGCAGCAACAGACGAUUGUUGCAGCGGGGGCCGAGGACAAGGACGCGGACACAGAGUCCGAGCCGAUCGACAGUGCAGUCCGCAGACAUAGAGCGGCUGUGUCCCCGGCAGCACAGGCGGCAUACAUCAGCGGUGUGCAGGGCACAGGUGCUGGAGGGGGCCCGGGAGGAGCGCGUGGUCGACAGUCCACCGGGAGAGCCCACGGGCGUCCUUUCAGAGGUAGAGGUUCUUGACCUUCCGCAGGGAGAGGGAGGCGUUAGCGCCUUUUUUUUUUUUUUUUUUUUUUUAGGACGUCGUUUUGACAGGGUAGUUUCAUAGUCAUGUUGAUGUUGUUGCUCGAGGUUGUAUCAUAGUUUUGUACUGGACAUUGUUUUGAUGGGGUAGUUUCCACAGGGACGGAUGGUACGAUCGCAUUAGUUUUUUUGUGAGGUACCGUGUGUCACGGUUCGGUUGACGUUGGCGGUUUUUGGCUUCUGACAUGUACAUAUGCAUUUGGAGUGGAGUUUUAUUUUCACUGUCUUGUUCUUCUACACGCUCCUCUUCCACACUCGCUUUUGCAUGUGAGUCGCUGUUGUUUGGUGAGUGGUUUGUUGUCUUAAAUAUCUCGGACAAAAUGGGAAUUGUUGUCACAAUGUUGCAAAUUAUAUCUUUGUCUGAUGCCACACACAUGCAUGUUAUGGUUGCCCUCAUUGUGAAUGUGUUCUAAAUUUGGUAUGCCAAAUAUGGAUGAUAUACUAAUCAAUGUGUUAUUUCACC
Chara braunii is the source of this 6402-nucleotide messenger RNA. Lineage: Eukaryota; Viridiplantae; Streptophyta; Charophyceae; Charales; Characeae. The record is from the annotation of a GenBank genome assembly.